CAUACAGUGAAAUGCGUUCACGACCAGCACAGGCUUGGCACAUAAGUGGACAGAAACGGGCAAAUCCGGAAAUCUAUUUGAAUCUAAGAAUAAAUCAGGACUGUGACGUUGACUUGAAUGGUCUUGGUGGGGUUCCCAGCAUGAAGAACCUGUGACUUCGAUGACAAAAAUAUUCGGGGAAUAGCCACUAAUAAUGAGCUAAACCGUCAAGUACCAGGAAGGCAACGAAUGAGUCCGCCAGUGUCCUUGACCACAGAUAUCCGUCGAAAUUGCCAGUGCUUCCAAUUCAGCGGUAAUAUUUAGACCAAGUGGAGUUUUACUUUGUCUCGGCCAGGGAGUGGAAUUCGAGUGCGGAUCAAGAAGACUGAGGCAAAUGGAGUCUCGGAUUUCCCUCGGGAAUGCUGGAAGCCCCGCUUCCGUGUUCCAACCCUUGCUGGACGGCCGCUUGCCUUAUGGCAGAUUGCAACACACCACAAUCCUGCCCAUGGACCAGAUGAAACCAAACCGCCUGGAGAAUGAUUACGUCGAAAAUCCGAUCGCCACCCAGCCCAGCAGGAACCCGAGCGCCCACAGCAGGCAGCCCCAUCAAGAGAGGACAUCCGGUGGCCCCCGCGACCAGGGCUGUGACCACCACCAGCUCUCCAGCCAGAGCAGCCUGUCCUGGACUUCCAGCAGUAGACCUGGUUCAAUCAGCAGCAGCAGCAGUACCUCGUCGGAUCAGAGGCUGCUGGACCACGCUGCCCCGCCGUCCGUGGCCGAUCAGCCUGUCUGUGAGAGGGCCGUUCAAUCACAGCCCAAGUCAUCCGGCUCCAAAGCGAUCGAUCUUAAAGAGACCUCCCAGCGCCAGGAGACUGGCAAGCACGUGUUACUCUGCGAGGGCUGCGGGAAAUGCAAGUGUACUCACUGCACCUCACCCAGAACUUUUCCCUACUGCUGGGUUUGCAAUCAGAGUUGUCAGUGCAGCCCGCAGGACAUUGUGAACUAUACGACCUGCAUGUGUCUGGUCAGAGGAAUUUUCUAUCACUGCACCAAUGAGGACGAGGAGGGCUCCUGCGCAGACCACCCGUGUUCCUGUUCCCACUCUAACUGCUGUGCCCGCUGGUGCUGCAUGGGCACCAUGUCCGUGUUCCUGCCUUGCUUGUUCUGCUACCUGCCGGCGACUGGGUGCGUCAAGCUGGCGCAGAAGUUCUAUGACACGCUGUGGAUGAACCAGGAGAUUCAUAAUCUGCCGAGGGCCAGAUCUGUGGUGUUCAGGGCUGGAAAUCCCGAAUCAUACAGGAAGUCCAGGUAUGAUCUCUGGAAGGCCAUUGAAAGCACAGAGAGGAAACUUCAGGCUAAACUGGAAUCACACACAGACACUUCAGAGCUGUGGCAGGCUUGUGCGAUGUAACUUCCUACAAGGGGAGCAGGACCUGCCUGUCAGCUUUGUGGCGAAAACUGAUGUCUGUAUCCAGGCACCAGGAGGACAAACGCUCCAUCCAGGGCUGGAAAAGGUGGGUUACUCACAGGAAAAGAUCUUGGAACCGAAGUGGAUAUAUCAUAGCUUAUGAACUCGACCAG
Molecule: messenger RNA, 1560 nt
Organism: Mobula hypostoma (lesser devil ray)
Lineage: Eukaryota; Metazoa; Chordata; Chondrichthyes; Myliobatiformes; Myliobatidae
Gene: spry4
Product: sprouty homolog 4 (Drosophila)
Exons: 4
Coding region: 374-1390 (338 amino acids)
Biological process (GO): animal organ development; negative regulation of Ras protein signal transduction; negative regulation of fibroblast growth factor receptor signaling pathway
Cellular component (GO): membrane; cytosol
Source: RefSeq, a predicted model, not a curated record